UCUGCUGGCUUUGCAAGCUGCAGAGGGGAUCUGAAGUCCAGGUCAGGGGUAGCUGGUGCUGUCCAAGGCACCAGGGCACAUUGGGCCUGGUCUUCCCUCUGUUGGGAAAGUAUCUAUCCUGGGGGCACCGUAAGGCUGUCUGGCGCCUGCCCCAGCGUCUCUUGGAGGCGAGACCCCUCUAGCCUCACUCCUGGUCUCUCUCCUGGCUCCACAAGGCAGUGUAAGCUCCCUGAGAGCAGAGUCAGGGGUUGAAGCUUGGGGUUUAGGGCUUCAGGGUUGUAGAACUUGGCAUGCCUGGGCCAGAGGGUACCAAGCCAGGCAUUUUUCAAAUGGAGAAACUGAGGUCCAGAGAGAAGAGACUUGCCAGAGGUCACACUGCCAGUUCGGAGAGCUGAAUCAGGGACCCAGGUGUUCAGACUCGCACUUCUAGGCUCUCUCCACUGUUCUCUGGCCCUGACCCCUGGGAGAGUCAUUUUGCACAGAACUGGACUAGAAUGGGACAGCAUGUCUGCCUUCACCACCCCACUCCUUGCCCCUAUCGUACCACUCCCUGAGUGAAUGGAACUUACGGUAUAUACAGUGUAGUGCAUGGUCUUUAUCACACCCGCCUUUCCCAGAAACUCGUCAAGGUGGGGAUAUGGAACUCCAUAUUAAAAUUUAGAAUACUGAGGCUUGGAGAGGUUGAGCAGUGGCAGAGGAAGGCUUACAUUCAGGCUUCCAGGUUCCUUGAACAGGGGUGCAUUCUCCUAGGUGGACUUUGGUGUGCAUGGGUGUGGGACUCCUUCUCACCUUCUAGUUUUUGAUCUCUCAAAUUCUGCUGACACGGCGAUGGUGUAAAAAUCUAGAGGCCCUACCCCUAUGGAAUAUCAGAGCUGAAAAGGUGCUGAGAAGUCAUCUGGGCUCAGAGAGGGGAAGCCCCUAGAUUGAAGUCACCCCCGAUUCCGAGUCCCGGCUAGGACCAGAGCCCUGAUCUCCUGUCUCCCUUCUGCUGUGAGACACUCAGAGGGAAGAGGGAGCCACUCGACCGACUGCCAGACUCCACUGUGCCCAGGAGAACUGUGACUGCAGGUAGUGACGGGACUGUGAGCACCGUAAUAGCCAGCACUUGGUGGAGACGUGGGCUUAUCCCAGGGACUGAGCAACAGACUCUCUGCAGCCUUGGGGAAUGGAUGCAAGAUGGCGCCAGAUGGAGAAGAAGCUAGUGUGUGGGUGAAGUGUGGACCGGGUCUGAAGCUAGCCUGGCCCCAGCCCGUCCUUGGGCAGGUACUUCCCUGCCCUGCCUCUCUGUAAAGAUGGCCGAGCCUCGAUUUAACAACCCCUACUUCUGGCCCCCUCCUCCCACCAUGCCCAGCCAGCUGGACAACCUGGUCCUGAUUAACAAGAUCAAGGAGCAGCUAAUGGCGGAGAAGAUCCGGCCGCCUCAUCUGCCGCCCACGUCGGCCUCGUCGCAACAGCCGCUGCUAGUGCCACCCGCGCCGGCCGAGAGCAGCCAGGCGGUCAUGUCACUGCCCAAGCUGCAGCAGGUGCCGGGGCUGCAUCCGCAGGCCGUGCCGCAGCCCGACGUGGCGCUGCAUGCGCGGCCAGCCACCAGCACUGUCACAGGUCUGGGGCUCUCCUCCCGGACCCCGGCUGUGAGCACAUCCGAGUCCAGCGCGGGCACGGGUACCAGCACCCCGUCCACACCCACCACCACCAGCCAGAGCCGCCUCAUCGCCUCGUCCCCCACCCUCAUCUCAGGGAUCACCAGCCCCCCCCUCCUGGACUCCAUCAAGACAAUCCAGGGCCAUGGCCUGCUUGGCCCCCCCAAGUCCGAGCGCGGCCGCAAAAAGAUCAAGGCGGAGAACCCAGGGGGCCCCCCUGUUCUCGUAGUCCCCUACCCCAUCCUGGCCUCAGGCGAGACUGCCAAGGAGGGCAAGACAUACAGGUGUAAGGUAUGCCCGCUGACCUUUUUCACCAAGUCUGAGAUGCAGAUCCACUCCAAGUCGCACACAGAGGCCAAGCCGCACAAGUGCCCGCACUGCUCCAAGUCCUUUGCCAACGCCUCCUACCUGGCCCAGCACCUGCGCAUCCACCUGGGCGUCAAGCCCUACCACUGCUCCUACUGUGAUAAGUCCUUCCGACAGCUCUCCCACCUCCAGCAGCACACCAGAAUCCACACAGGCGACAGACCCUACAAGUGCCCGCAUCCUGGCUGCGAAAAGGCUUUCACUCAGCUCUCCAACCUCCAGUCUCACCAGCGCCAACACAACAAGGACAAGCCCUACAAGUGCCCCAACUGCUACCGGGCCUACUCGGACUCCGCCUCCCUGCAGAUCCACCUCUCGGCCCACGCCAUCAAGCACGCCAAGGCAUACUGCUGCAGCAUGUGCGGGCGGGCCUACACCUCGGAGACCUACCUGAUGAAGCACAUGUCCAAACACACGGUGGUGGAGCACCUGGUGAGCCAUCACUCGCCCCAGAGGACGGAGUCCCCCGGCAUCCCAGUGCGAAUUUCCCUCAUCUGAGCCAACCUGAGGCCCCGCCCCGCCCCGCCCCGCCCACUGGCAGACACAGACCCAGGCAGCACCAGGGCCCAACUCCCGCCAGGGCCCUCCAGGAACAGCUGAGCUCUCUCAUGACCUUCCUGACCUUCCAGAAAGCCUGGGCCGCAGAAGCCCUGCCCAGUCCAGCUCCGGGGGUGGCCAGGCCAACUGCAAGAUUCUGGACUGUUUGGUGGCAUCCAAAGAUGAUCUCAGAGCACUUUGAACCUCUCUGUCGGGUUUUCUUUUUUCCCCCCACCCUUCACUUGCUUCACUGUUUUUUUUUUUUCUUUUUCUUUUUUAACUUUGUUUUGGAAAUAACAAAAAAGAUAUUUAUUGGCCAAGAAGUUGGUGCUGCUAAGACCGAGAAAUUGAGAGUUGGACAGAUGGACACAGAGAACCAGAGGGCAGCAUGGGGCCUUCUCGUGCCACAGCCUCGGGUCUUGAGGGAAGGCUCAGGCCUGAGAUGCUGGACUGCAAAGGGGGCCCCUGUGGGAGGGGGCAAGAGGCAGCUGGAGGGAGCCACUCACCCUGGGUGCCCUUGGGUGCCCUGCUCGGACCUCGAGCUGCACCCUGGGCAUCACUGAGCAGAGGGAGGCAGCAGCUACCAGAGCUGCCCAGCCUUCAGGAGGCGGAACAAGACAGGCCAGGAGACCCGCAGGACCAAAGGGUGCAGUGCUGGGCUGGGCACCCAACAGUGUUGGGUUGAAACGGAGUGGGGGUGGGAUGGGUAAGACCUGCGCUCCCACCCCCCCGACCCCUCGCUGCCCUGAAGACCACCCCAGUCUACCUCGGUGCUGGCCAGGAAACCUAUUGGCUACCUCUCCCACCAUCCCAGACUGUGAGCAGGGGGAUGGGGAGGGAGUGGGCCUGGGGCUAUGACCCCCUCCAUAAUUUCCUCCAGAUGGGGCAGUACCCAGGGAGGGAUUAUUUGUCUUCCCUGCCACGGAGGGGGAGUCCCCCAGCCCAGGCCCUAGGCCCCUCGGCAGGGCAGGGAAGGGGUCCUCGGAAAGGAGGAUCCCGAGAGCAGCCCCUGCCCUCAGCCCCCACAGACACACCCCAAUCUGAAAGCCAUGCGUGUCCGUGUAUAUAGGAACUAUGUACAGAGCCCGGAGAAGCCCCCUUCCAUCCCCCCGGGGAAAAAAAAAAUAGAAACUCAUCUAUAUAUUCUGUAUCUGGAGUUCCGUUUUGAAUAUUAACUGUGUUAUUUUUAUACACUUUUUAAGCCUUAACUCACCAUUGAUUUACCAGUUAAACGUUUCCUGGGGUUUCUUUUCCCACGGGGUUCUCUGCCCCCACCCCACCCCUUUGUUUGACUUGCGUCGUCUGAUACUCAGUAUUGUAGCUUUUUGUCCGCAUGUUACUACCCUGUAAAUACGCUGUUAUACAUACUGUUAACACCCUUUGCUUUUUUCUAUGGGACCUCCAAGCCACCGUAUUUAGAACUAGUUACCUUAUUAAAAAAGAGAAAACAGUCUGUUGGCUUCUCAGUCUGCAUCUUGGUGGCAGGGAGGUGAGGGCAGGCGCCCAUCAACGCUUCAGUGAGGAAUUCUGCAUUUAAGAAAAGGGGUGAGGAGCAAAAUACAAAAUCAAAUGUGGGGGAAAACACUAAAACAAGACACAAAGGAAUUCCAAACCCUCUGCUCUUUGUAUUUCUCUGUUGUGAAGAAUAAACUGUACCUGCACCUGGGU
Hipposideros armiger (great roundleaf bat) is the source of this 4211-nucleotide messenger RNA. It is a transcript of the gene ZNF362, whose product is annotated as zinc finger protein 362. The coding region runs from base 1293 to 2504 and encodes 403 amino acids. Gene Ontology annotation, molecular function: RNA polymerase II cis-regulatory region sequence-specific DNA binding; DNA-binding transcription factor activity, RNA polymerase II-specific. Gene Ontology annotation, biological process: regulation of transcription by RNA polymerase II. The record is from RefSeq and is a predicted model, not a curated record. Gene Ontology annotation, cellular component: PcG protein complex; chromatin; transcription regulator complex. The transcript has 8 exons. NCBI's taxonomy places the organism in Eukaryota, Metazoa, Chordata, Mammalia, Chiroptera, Hipposideridae.